Prorocentrum cordatum is the source of this 1428-nucleotide messenger RNA. NCBI's taxonomy places the organism in Eukaryota, Dinophyceae, Prorocentrales, Prorocentraceae. The record is from the annotation of a GenBank genome assembly.
GAUUGGCAGGAGGUCCGCGACGGGCACGUAGCUACGAAGAUCACGCCCGAGGCGGAGCUGAUGCCUGUGGUCAGGGAGGCCGACGGUGCGGCCAGGUUCAAGGCGUAUGAGGACGGUGAGACGCCAUACUUCCACAGCCUCAGCUCGAUCGUCGCACACUGGCACGUUGCCACGGCCAUGGGUGGCGAGUGCCCCACGCGCCCGUGCCAAAACGUGCGCUUCAGGUGCCACGGGGACAAGCAACAUUGUGACGCAGAGUGCUGGCCCAGGCCAGGUACUUCCAUCCUGACGUCCGAGCGGCUCAACUUAAGAAUCGAGCCGAAGAGGGAGUCACCGACGCAGCAGACCAAUACCAUCGAGCUCGCUAUGGAAACUGGGCUCGCAGAGCACGUGGAUGGGCCACUGGUCCUUAGGGCAGAGCUCUUGUUCGCAACCUUUCUCGUGCAUCUUCGGCCGCCCAUCCUUAGGCCAUCCGCGGGCGCGAAUUUGGACUCGCGGUCGGCCGAGACGCCCGCCCUGUCGAAAUGCGUGGAAGGUGUUGAUGUGGAUGCCGAUGCCGUCGCGCUGCCUGCUGGCCCCGAGCGCGUCCGCGCCGCCCCCUUCCCCCCCCCCGACUUCGCCCGGGGCGCCGCCGAGGCGAGGCGUCGCACCGGCAUGGUGGCCCGCGUGUCGAGGGCCCUCAGCGGCGCGGAUGCCGCGCGGCAGCCCCGUUCGGCGCUGCGCCGCGUGAUCUCGCGCGACCGUGCGCGCCGCGAGAAUUCCAGGCCUUCGAGAGUAGACCCCGGGAACAACGCCAUGGCGCUGGACGCGUUCCUCGAGCCCUCUUCGGGCGAGCGGCGGCUCCGGCGAUCUGUGAUCGCUGCGCUGGCCAACGGCUGCUGGUCGAACAAGCUCAUCGUGGGGCACUGCUGCCGCGGGGUGGUGCGAGCCCAGGGGUCGGCCCGAUUUGCGCGCCGCAGCCUCGGCGCGCGCCGCCUCGAGUUCAGAUGGGAAGGCCGAUUGCGGGCGGCGCGGCGCCGCUGCCGCCGGGCCGGGCAGAGCGGGCAGCGCGAGAAUGAGCUCGCCGUCCCAGCGGGCAUCUCCAGCGCCGCGAGUGGCGUUGCCGCGGCCGAGACGUCGGCGAGUGGCAUCGUCGAAAUGGGUCGCCAGAUCCGCCUGGAGUCAAUGUGCUGCAGCACGGAGGAGAGGUCAAGAGACCGCGGGGGAGUCAUGCGGAGAAGGGCGUGGUGGAGUCUGGCUCUGAUGGCGGGGCUGAUGGAGAUGACGGAGGCAAAGAUGCUGAUCCCGAGGUUGGCGAUCUCGACGGGGGCGGCGAUCGUGGCCGUAGGGGCGGACCCUCAGAUGCUGCCGUUCCCUCAGCUCCAGAUCCAGAUGUGGCCGCUCCCCCAGCCCCAGCUGGAAAAAGCGAAUCCUGAUUCGAACACUUAG